AUGAUACAUUCAAAUCCGACCGGGCAAUACGAGAAAGACACGAAGAGAAUCCAAGAUUCUGGGUCACAGGAAAUUGAAGCAAUACACACGAGUUCGGAGCGAAGAAUCAUUAGUUUCAUUGAAGUUGGGGAGAGGCUUCGUUGCGCUGUUUCUUCCUCGAGAGGGAAAAAUGAUUUGGUGACCCAAAAAGCUAGGUGGCUUGUAGAUAUGAUCUCUAGGGUUUUGGUUCUUGCGGAGACGAGAUUUGGGUUUGCAUUGUAUGGAUUUGGGAUUUGA
Molecule: messenger RNA, 276 nt
Organism: Thlaspi arvense
Lineage: Eukaryota; Viridiplantae; Streptophyta; Magnoliopsida; Brassicales; Brassicaceae
Source: the annotation of a GenBank genome assembly